AUGAAUAAAACGGAACUGAACAUCGUCUUAAGCGCCGAGCCGGCGAGGACAUCCUCGAGCGUAAUUCACUCACACAUUCCUGUGCCGAGGAUAUCGAAUGCAAUUAAAGCUCAAGAAAGGUGCCCCCCGUCCCGUAGAGGGUCCUUCGAAAAGCUGUCCCGAGGAGUGUCUGUUGCCGCUCAAAGGGCGUCCUUCGAGAAGCUCGACGCCUCCGUUCAACAGCAACGUUGGAGGAACAAUAAUUUGUCGAGCUCGAGUAUCGAGAUGCGAAACUCGGCUGAGAAACUCUCCUCCCAGACUGGUGUUAACAGCAAGACGAAUGAGAUGGUCGGUGUCGUGAAAUUGAACAGGAGCAAUAGCCUGGAGAGCAAGUGGAAGAACAAAUACGAGGAGUCGGAGAAGAGGAGGAAAUUGUUGCUACAGAAGAGCGAGGCCGCAAGUAAGGAAUAUGCGGACUUGGAGAAAAAAUAUCAACAAUUGCAGAGACAAAAUGGUACUUUGCAGUCGCAAGUUCAGGAAAAGGAACAGAAACUUCAGAAAUUACGAACAGUGUCUGAAGCAGUGUGCAAAGAGUACGAGCAAUUGAAGCAUCAAUAUGACGUUGAAACUGGUGCUAUGCAUAAAGCUAUGCAACAAGCGUCACAGUGGUAUAGGCAAAAUCGCGAAUUGAAAAGAAGAUCACAGAUUAUAACACAGAAAUUCUUGCAAACAAAUCCGGAAGAUUCGUUAGAUCUUGAGUUAUCGGAUGAAGUUGACUCGAAUUUCGAAGAUUUCGAUCAAUUGAGAGAAACGGUGAAAGAAUUAAGUAAAGAGAUAGCAAGGCUUCAGACAGAAUUGCAUUCCGCUCGUCUUCAAGAAUUUGAAGCUCAAGAACAGGUUACGCAUUUGACCACGCAGUUGGACGAGGAAAGAACUCUCAGGCAAAAAUGUGAAGAGAAAGUAAACGAGAUGAAAGUUCAAAAGGACAAUAUGGAAAGGGUAACAAAGAUGGUUGCGGAGGAAGUACAAGCAUUGAAAGCGCAAUGCGAUCGUGAGAGGGAGAAUGCGAAGAUUAUGAAGAUAGAGGCAGAAAGGGUGCAAAAAGAAAGAAAUGUUCUGGCUCAUCAGAGUGCACUUCUCAUGGCAGAAGUUGGCGACGACCCUAAUGGAAGAUUAUUAACUGUUCUUCAAGAAGUAGAAUCUUUGAAAAGAUUAUUGGAGGAGGAGCAACAGAAUCAUGCCUCUCAAAUACAAAUGUUAGAAGAGAAAUUGGAAGAGAAAGAAUCUAACGUCGAAUUCGAAAUAGUAGAGGAAAAGUUAAAGCUGGCAGAGUCGGAACUGGAAGUUGUAACGCAAAGGGCAGAAAGGGCAGAGAAGUCAGUGGAAACUCUGGAAGGAGUGGUUCAAACUUUGAAGGCAAAAAUCAGUGAACUGGAAGAGAAACUUUCUAGGCCACCACCACCCCCUUUGCCUCCACCUCCACCACCACCAAUGUUCAACAACAGUGGACAAUCGUCGAUUAAGUUGCUGACGAAAGAAAAAAUGAAUUCGGAACGAAACGCGGUGACCGAUAUGGAAAAUAUGCUUGGAAUUACGAAAAAAACACCAACAGUUGCGCAACAACCUGCUAUCGAUGAUAUUAUUAAUCAAAUAAAAGGUGGACGGUUCACACUGAAGCAAACAGAUAAGCAAAGAGAAGAGGAAAGAAGAAGACGACAAGAAGCGGAAAGCGCACCACCAGCAGUUUCAGAAAUGUUAAAUAUUUUGGGCACUAUGAGACGAAGAGCUAAACCAAUAAAGCAAUUAUUAAAAGAUUCACCAACAUAAAAGUAGACGCUGUUAGUAAUGCGAAAAAUAUUUGUUUGUAACUCUCAGGCACAAGUUACAUGUUAUUGUUAAAAUAUUAAUCGCGAUACAUAUUUUUUUUAAACAAUAAUUUGUUUUGAUUCUACUGUUUAUAUUAUUUAUUUAGUAAGACAAUAAAUUUUUUACGAUUGAAUAAAAU
Apis dorsata (giant honeybee) is the source of this 1984-nucleotide messenger RNA. Its product is annotated as shootin-1-like. Bases 1 to 1806 code for a protein of 601 amino acids. The transcript has 9 exons. NCBI's taxonomy places the organism in Eukaryota, Metazoa, Arthropoda, Insecta, Hymenoptera, Apidae. The record is from RefSeq and is a predicted model, not a curated record.